Messenger RNA from Anthonomus grandis grandis, 1289 nucleotides. RefSeq lists its product as uncharacterized. Lineage: Eukaryota; Metazoa; Arthropoda; Insecta; Coleoptera; Curculionidae. The record is from RefSeq and is a predicted model, not a curated record. The coding region runs from base 67 to 1005 and encodes 312 amino acids. The transcript is spliced from 5 exons.
GUGCCCUAUAAGCUAACAGAUCUUACAAGUCUCAGCUAAAUAUAUUUUGUUUAAUUUUUAUGCAAAAUGAAGUACUUUGAGGUUAUGUGUUUGUUGGUUGUGGUGGGGUUGAGCGAUGCUUUUCCAAAAUCAGGAUAUUAUCCUAGAUCUUAUGUACUAGGAGGAAGCUACUACUCGAACCCAAGAUACGUUCGAGAAAAUACAGGUUAUGAAUAUCUGCCUCCAGGCCAAAUGACCGCCAUGGUAGUAGGAGAUACCGUAGCUACAAACUCGUUUUCCGGAGGUUUCAUACCUCAAGAGCCAGCAGUUAAUCCACAAACGCCAGAUGUUGAAGAGAGUGUGCCACAGAUAAUUGAGCUUGGUGAUGGUAAUCAAGAGCAAAUAACUGAAAAACAACAGCCCAUUUACAGCCACCAAGAAGCUGAUUUAAUUAACGAAACUGAACCUGAGGAAGUAAUCGAUCACCAUCAGAAUAAUGGAAAUGGUGAACAGGAAACUUUGUUUUCUCUUGAUGAAGUUACUACCGAAACUGUGGCUGUUUCCACCACCAAGUUGCCAGCCAUUGCUUCUAAAAUUCCCGCUGUUGUUAAACGUACAAAAAUUGGUAAAGCUAAGAGGCCUACUACAACUGUUCCUAUAGUUCCUGCUCUACCCGCUGAAAAAGAUGAUGAAGAAGAAGAUUCUCCUGUAUCAUGGCCUUUUGGAGGAGCUGGAAGAGGUGGCAUCCCUGCCUACAACGCUUUCUUCCCGAUCUUCAUCGGUGGAAGCCCUUCGGCCAGAUCAAGAACGCGUUCUACUGAAGGAGAAGAUGUUGGCUAUCCCGGAUCUGCCACUGCCAUAGCCAACUCUUUUUCAACAGGCAAAGGAGGCGUUGCCACAUCUCACGCUACCUCUUUUGGUGAUCCUUACGCUGCCGCCAUGAUGAGGAACGCUGGACUCUUUAAUUUUAGGACGAAGUCGAAUAAGAAACAACAGCCGAUACACCAGGAGGAGGAUGAAGAAUAGGUGUAGACUAAUUUGGACUUUAUUUAUUAAAUUAAAGUAAAGUUGAUCAGAUUUAUUAUCAUACACAAAUAUGUAAUUGAGAUGUUGAAAAUGAUAGCGCUAGUCACACUAAGUAAACAAAUCUACCACCAAUUUUAUAUGUAUGUGUAUAAAUAUAUAUAGGUUGGAGACGUUUUUGUACAAGCCAUAUUAUAUGCAAAAGGUAUACAUAUUAUAUUAGUUAAUAUAUUGUGUUUAUUAUUUCAAGAUAUCAAUAAUAAAAUACAAUAAAGAAAAUAAAUAAA